Messenger RNA from Klebsormidium nitens, 856 nucleotides. The record is from the annotation of a GenBank genome assembly. NCBI's taxonomy places the organism in Eukaryota, Viridiplantae, Streptophyta, Klebsormidiophyceae, Klebsormidiales, Klebsormidiaceae.
UUGAUGAUUUUGCUACGGGACGUAACGCUAGCCCGCAAGGAACAACGUCAAGUUUCCCCAACGCGCCCUUCUCCUUCCUCUUUUGCAAGCAGAGUUUGUGCAAGGACGCCGCCUCAGGGCCUGCUCAAGCCCCGCCUGGCACCAUGGUGCGCAUCAGCGUGCUCAACGAUGCUCUCAAGAGCAUGUUCAACGCGGAGAAGCGGGGCAAGAGGCAGGUGCUGAUCAAGCCCUCCUCCAAGGUCAUCAUCAAGUUCCUGUCGGUGAUGCAGAAGCACGGAUACAUUGGCGAGUUUGAGCUGGUUGAUGACCACCGGGGCGGCAAGAUCGUGGUGGAGCUGACUGGGCGGCUAAACAAGACUGGGGUCAUCAGCCCCCGGUACAACAUUGCUGUGGGCGAGCUCGAGGCCUGGACCGCCAGACUCCUCCCCUCAAGACAGUUUGGCUACAUCGUCCUGACCACCUCUGCCGGCAUCAUGGAUCACGACGAAGCCAGGAGAAAGAACAUGGGAGGAAAGGUGCUGGGCUUCUUCUACUGAUCUGUACUCUCGAACUGUUCAAUAUUCACUUUUGCACAAGUUGUUUCGCUUGUGUGAUCAGCCGGAAGGUUCUCGUGUCAUAUCCUUGACUGUCGGCCACAGACAAGCGUGAAGGUUUGUACGCUGGUUGCAAGCCGUAUCUGGCUCUAGCGUGGCCCUGGGGCCACCCUUGUGGGUGUGGCAGGGGAGCCAUCGGCGUGCUAUUUUUCGGAGGCAUCGUCACUGCUGCUCAUACUGUAUCCCGGAGCCCAGACACAGCCUGAUGAUGCGGAUCAUUGCAUACAAGCGCUCUGCAAUGAAGGUCGAAUAAUCUUCUCCCA